Molecule: messenger RNA, 2398 nt
Organism: Daphnia pulicaria
Lineage: Eukaryota; Metazoa; Arthropoda; Branchiopoda; Diplostraca; Daphniidae
Product: leucine-rich repeat extensin-like protein 1
Exons: 3
Coding region: 242-1210 (322 amino acids)
Source: RefSeq, a predicted model, not a curated record
AUCGGUCCACACAACUUGCCCAACGUGUUCGGGACUGAACAAGUCAGAAAGCGCUGGACUUGCAGUCAAGUUGGCAGCAGAAAGUUGUUGUUGUUGUUGUUGUUGGGCUCGUUUGAAUUUUCACUCAACAGUUUGUGUGUUUGUUUGUUAACGUCGACCACCUUUGAGGAUUCUACUAUACUUUACGUCGUUUUUAUUUCGAAUAAAGAGGAUCGCUGGAGUUAAAAUAAAAUCCGCCAUCAUGGCACCGCCGUCAUCUUUGCCACUUGUACGCCAUCGUCCGAUGUCCUUAUCGUUCAAUCUAUCAGUGAAAAAAAUCAGCGCCUUAACGUCCAGCCUGAUGUUGGUCUUGAUCCUCGUCCUAGUAGUAGACGACAUCUCCUCGUUCAAAAUCAAAAGCAAAGCUUACGGCGAUGCAGAGCGACCGCUCUACGGAAUCAUUUUGAACGGUCCGUAUCCCAAGCCGCCGUACCAGCACAAUGGCGGGCCGUACCACAAGCCUUUCUUGCCUUAUCGGCCACCGGUUCAGCCCAGCCGACCUCAUCCGGCUCCGUACGUCAAACCGCCGGCUCCUUAUUAUCCGACUCCGUCGUUUUAUCCGGCACCGCCGCCACCUCCGCCGUACCAGCCGGUCUACAAUGUUCCGUCGUCUUUCAAACCGGAUCCUUACCGUCCGGAACCGGUGAGACCCGCACCCGAACCGUAUCGCCCGCCAACCACUCCGGAACCUGAACCCUAUCGCCCACCAGCUACUCCAGCACCUGAACCUUAUCGGCCACCGGCCGUUCCAGCACCUGAACCUUAUCGCCCGCCGGCCGUUCAGGCGCCUGAACCUUAUCGGCCGCCAGUCAGGCCGGCACCAGAGCCUUAUCGCCCGCCCGUGAGGCCGGCGCCCUACAGGCCAGCGCCAACCCACCAACCGCACCGUCCCAACGUCUACCCGAUCCCGACGUCGUUCGACAACAAACCAUGGUACCCCAUUCCAACUUCGGCCAGCUACGUGCUCGACCCGGCCUUCCAGUUGAACGAGCUGGACGGUUACCCGUGGACUCAGGAGCUUCGCGAGAACGACGACAAGGAAGAAGAGAUCGCCGACAAGAUUCCCGAACUUCUUUUCAGAGAUGAACUCCCGCCGAAAUCGUUGGCCCAGCUGCACGCUAGCGUCAACGAUAUCAAUUUCAGUCCCAAUCCGGAAUUGAAUUUAAACUAAAACAACAAAAUCAAACGCUUAAGAAGAAGAAGUAAAGGGAACAAACUUUAACGUGAAAGGGUUUUAUUUUUUAAUAUUUUAAGUCGAUAAGAAUGAAAGGGCCUUUUGAUUGUUAGGCUGAAUCUCGCAUCCGGUCACGCCCCGUGAUUAUUACAACAACAAAAUCUAACAACACACACACAAAACAAAAAUAUUUUAAUAUAUAUUUUCACAUAAUAUCGCCCGUGACACGAAUUUUGACAUUUAUAUAUAUAUACUGUAAGUACAUUUUUUUUUUUUUAAAUUUAGAUUCUCAAACAGAAAUGAAAAAGAUAUUAGAUUAUAUGACGUCAUAACUCUCUCUCUUAUUAUUAUUAGUCCUACAUUUUUACGAGUAGAAUUUAUAAUUAACCGUUUCGUUUUUUUUCUGGUGGGUAAAAAAAAGAAAUACUGAACGCGGUCUUGAAAUCGAUCACGUGACAUUUAACGACACGGUCCAACUAACGACUUAACGAGCUAUCAAAAUAGAAGCACAUACACUAGAUCUAGGAAAGAAGAAAGUUGUGUGACGAAUUGAAGGGAAAAAACAUUUUGAGAUUCGUCGAAUGCUGCUUUGUAUAUUUUUCUCAACGUCAAACAUGUAUAAUAUAAUAAGCUUUUUUAUUUGAAACGAAAGAAAAAAAAAAUGAAAUUAAUAAAAAAAAAAAAAUACCAACAAAUUUUGUCGAAAUUAUUUGGUUUUUCUUGGGGGGAGAGAUUUUGUUUUUGUUAAUUUUGUUUUGAGUGUGUGGAGGGGAUUAAGUUGAAUUAUUUGACUGCUGGGGUGUUGUUCCACAUUUAACUUUGUUGUUGUGUGUGUGUACAAGUUGCCUUUCGUCUAUAAUUAAUUUUUCCAGCGCGCGAGGGCUAUGAACAGAAAAUUUGAAAUUGAUUGAAUAUUGACAAUUAAUUAAUUAUUAUUAUUAUUAUUAUUAUUUUCUCUGAAAAUCUUUUUGAUAUAAAUCGUCGUCGUCAUAAAAAAAGAUGACGAGUUCGACACCAACAUUCUUUCCAUUUCGUUUGUCCCAUGUAUAAUGUUUUCAACAAUGUAAUAUGAAAAAAGUACGUCUGUGGUGUGUAUAGCGUGUGUGUUAACAGAGUCCUCCAUCCCCCCUCGUGACGAACGUGUAACUACACACUAUGUUAUACACAGCAGAGAGCAGAUCUUGA